This is a messenger RNA of Lolium perenne, 2030 nucleotides long. RefSeq names its product signal recognition particle subunit SRP54, chloroplastic. NCBI's taxonomy places the organism in Eukaryota, Viridiplantae, Streptophyta, Magnoliopsida, Poales, Poaceae. Gene Ontology annotation, molecular function: GTPase activity; ATP hydrolysis activity; GTP binding. Gene Ontology annotation, biological process: SRP-dependent cotranslational protein targeting to membrane. Gene Ontology annotation, cellular component: signal recognition particle. The record is from RefSeq and is a predicted model, not a curated record.
UUGCCUCCCCUCCGCAGAACGCUCCGUCCUCUCCAAUGGAGGCCACUGCUGCACUCACGCUCUCCUCUUCUCCCGCCGCCGUCCGCCGCUCGCCGUCCCGUCUUACCGUGGCCUCUCUCCACCUCCGCCGCGUGACCACUCCCGCUUACCACCUCUGCGGGGCCCAAGGUCCCGCUGCCUUUCGCGCCCUCGCUUCCCCAUUCCCGGGAUGCAGGAGGAGGAGGAGGGGAAGUGGGAUGGUUGUGAGGGCGGAGAUGUUCGGUCAGCUCACCACCGGCCUGGAGUCCGCGUGGAACAAGCUGCGAGGCGUCGAUCGACUGACGAAGGAAAACAUCGCCGAACCGAUGCGGGAUAUUAGAAGAGCACUUUUGGAGGCAGAUGUAAGUGUGCCAGUAGCAAGAAGUUUUAUCGAGUCCGUUACUGAAAAGGCUGUAGGCACUGAUGUGAUCCCAGGUGUCGAACCCGAGCAGCAGUUGGUGAAGGUUGUGAAUGAUGAACUUGUACAACUGAUGGGUGGGGAGGUAUCUGAUUUAGUAUAUGCGAAAUCUGGCCCAACAGUUAUCUUACUGGCAGGUUUGCAAGGUGUUGGGAAAACUACUGUCUGUGCGAAGCUUGCCUUCUAUCUCAAAAAGAAGGGGAAGAGCUGUAUGCUGGUUGCUGCUGAUGUUUACAGGCCUGCUGCCAUUGAUCAACUUACUAUUCUGGGUAAAAAGGUUGGUGUACCAGUUUACUCAGAAGGAACAGAAGCAAAACCUUCAGCUAUUGCCAAGAAUGGUUUGAAAGAGGCAAAAAGCAAAAAGACUGAUGUAGUUAUAGUGGAUACUGCUGGAAGAUUGCAGGUAGAUAAAGCUAUGAUGAAUGAGUUGAAAGAAGUAAAGAAGGCAGUGAAGCCUACAGAAGUUCUUCUUGUGGUUGAUGCUAUGACUGGUCAAGAAGCUGCAGCAUUGGUUGGUGCCUUCAAUGGUGAGGUUGGUAUAACUGGUGCUAUAUUGACAAAGCUGGAUGGUGACUCCAGAGGUGGAGCAGCACUAAGUAUCAAAGAGGUGUCUGGAAAGCCCAUCAAGUUCGUAGGGCGAGGAGAACGUGUUGAGGAUCUUGAGCCUUUCUAUCCAGAUCGUAUGGCGCAGCGUAUCUUGGGAAUGGGAGAUGUACUUUCAUUUGUUGAGCAAGCACAACAAGUGAUGCGUCAAGAUGAUGCUGAAGAAUUGCAGAAGAAGAUUAUGAGUGCAAAGUUUAACUUCAAUGAUUUCCUGAAGCAAACAAAAGCUAUCGCGCAAAUGGGUUCAUUCAGUCGUAUACUUGGCAUGAUUCCAGGCAUGAAUAAGGUUACUCCAGCACAAAUUCGCGAAGCUGAGAAAAACGUUAAGUUUAUGGAGUCAAUGAUUAAUGUAAUGAGUGCUGAUGAAAGGGAAAGACCAGAGUUACUUGCUGAGUCGCGUGAGAGGAGGAGAAGAGUGGCUAAGGACUCUGGGAAGACAGAACAACAGGUGAGUCAAUUAGUAUCGCAGCUUUUCCAAAUGCGCGCUCGAAUGCAGAAAAUGAUGGCUGGCAUGCAAGGAAAAGAUACACCUGAUAUGGAAAAUCUCAUGGAGUCCAUUAAGUCCGAAGAGCAGGCUGCAGCCGGAGCUGGUCAGCCCAGGAGGAAGUAUGGCAACCUGAGGCGGCGGGAUCUGGACCGGAUGCGCGGUUACCGCCGGUGAGAUGCUCGUCUUGGAGGUGUAGUUGCUGCUGCCGACCUUCCUGUACGACCAGUUGAACCCAAUACGGACAUACAGUAUUUGAGAUGUCUAGCUGCGGCAUGCUAGUAGUGGCAACAUACGUACAUACGGCCUUGCUCUCGUCUCUGUAGCCCGGCGAUGUAUAUUUUCAGUGUAUAAGUUCGAAUGAACCGGGAGAAUUUCUGUUGUCUUCAGAAAUUGCACGGCUUGCUAUUUUCCCUCUUCCUGGUGGUUUGGGAAUUUUGCGCUUCUGCUAUUCCAAAAGCUAGUCAUUGAGAAGAGAGUAGCUAACUGGAAGUUUCAUUGCUGUUA